Messenger RNA from Diachasma alloeum, 2283 nucleotides. RefSeq names its product sodium-dependent nutrient amino acid transporter 1. The coding region runs from base 131 to 2020 and encodes 629 amino acids. The record is from RefSeq and is a predicted model, not a curated record. Gene Ontology annotation, molecular function: L-amino acid transmembrane transporter activity. Gene Ontology annotation, cellular component: membrane. Gene Ontology annotation, biological process: sodium ion transmembrane transport. NCBI's taxonomy places the organism in Eukaryota, Metazoa, Arthropoda, Insecta, Hymenoptera, Braconidae. The transcript is spliced from 9 exons.
CUGAUUGUACUAAAAUUCUUGACAUGCUGUUACCACUUCUCCAUCAUACAUAACAAUUCAAAUUUUUUUUUACCUCAAUUUUUAACUCAAGAUAAUACAACUUUUGGGAACUCUUGAUACUGCAAUCAGGAUGACAGUGAAAACGAUCAUUGGUCAGGACAAUGAGGCAUUCGAUCCGGAGCCAGAGGGCAGUAUAUCCUCAUCAUCGGAGACGAAUGGACCCCAAGGAAAAUCGAAGGCUAGAGGAUGGAACAACAGUAUCGAAUUUCUCAUGUCCUGCGUGGCCCUGUCCGUCGGUUUUGGAAAUGUCUGGAGAUUCCCAUUCACAUGUUAUGAGAACGGUGGCGGUGCAUUCCUCAUUCCGUACAUUAUUCUGCUGAUAUUAGUGGGCAAACCGUUUUACUACAUGGAGAUGAUACUCGGACAGUUCACGGGGCGGAGCUCCACCAAAGUCUGGUCAUUCUGUCCGGUAUUCACAGGUGUUGGAUGGGCUCAGAUGGCUUCGAUAGCAGCACUAGCCACAUACUACUGUUCCCUAAUGGCUCUGACACUUUAUUACCUAGUAGCGUCAUUCUCAUCGCAGUUACCUUGGGCAGAGUGUAGAGAAGAAUGGGGGGAUUAUUGCGUUAAUUCAGGAAAAACUCGGGAUAAUGUUGUUGAAGGGGUCGCAAUGAACACAAGCCACAUAAUCAAAAAUACCGCUUUAAUGAGGAGUUCGGCGGAAUUAUAUUUCUCAAAAAUAGUCCUGAAGGAGAAGGCGAACAUUGAUGAUGGCAUUGGCCUGCCUGACUGGAAGCUCGCCCUUUGUCUCGCUGGGAGCUGGAUCUGCGUCUAUGGGGUACUAUCACGAGGAAUCAGGAGCACGGGGAAAGCAUCGUACUUCCUCGCUAUUUUUCCUUACGUCGUUCUGAUCGCCUUGGUGAUCAGGGCUGUCACGCUGGACGGGGCGGUUAAUGGAAUAAUUUUCUUCAUAAAUCCGAACUGGUCGAAACUGCUGGAGCCAGGUGUCUGGUAUGCCGCUAUUACCCAGUGCUUCUUCUCACUUUCGGUCUGCUUCGGCGCAAUCAUCACGUUCUCUUCGCAUAAUAACUUCAGGCACAAUAUCUACAGAGAUGUCAUAAUAAUCACGAGUUUGGAUACCGUCACGAGUCUGAUAGCUGGCUGCACUAUAUUUGGAAUCCUUGGUAAUUUAGCUAAGGAGAUGGGGACCGACGAUAUUUCGACUGUCGUUCGAAGUGGCACUGGUUUAGCCUUCAUCUCGUAUCCCGAUGCCAUUGCCAAAUUUUCCUUUGUUCCGCAAAUCUUUUCGGUUCUCUUCUUCAUGAUGAUGUUCGUUCUUGGUGUUGGCAGUGCAUCGGGCAUCGCUGGAAGUGUGAUAGCAGCAAUAACCGGGGAAUUCCCGAAUAUUAAACACUGGCAAGUUCUGUAUCCAACUUGCUUCAUUGGAUUUCUCUUUGGACUCCUGUAUGUUACUCCAGGAGGCCAAUUCAUCCUGGUUUUGGUGGAUCGUUAUGGAACAUCAUUCGUCGUGUUCAUAUUAGCCUCCUUCGAGAUAACUGGAAUCAUGUGGUUUUACGGGAUUGAAAACUUCUUGGAGGACGUCGAGUUCAUGAUCAAGAGGGAGCCCAGUGUCUACUGGAGACUCUGCUGGUUCAUCAUAACUCCCGUCACCCUCAUCAUAAUAUUCAUUUACACAGUCUCGACAUUGCCACCUUUGACUUAUGGCAAUGCGACCUAUCCGAAAUAUGCUCACAUUGCUGGGGCAAUUCUCCUGGCCUUCGGAAUCUCCCAGAUCCCCAUCUGGGGAGUCGCUGCCAUGAUCAAGCGGAGAAGUACAUCGCCCGGAAAGAUGAUCAAGAGUGCGUUCAGCUCAUCAAGGGAGUGGGGCCCACUCAAGCCAGAGGACAGACAAGAGUGGUUGCUCUUCAAAGAGGAGAAAUUGAAAAUGAGGAAUCUCAGGACGAGCCCUCGGUGGAGGCAAAUUAUCGAUGUGAUUUUUUCAAUCAAGAGAGAUUCAUAAGUCCAAGAAAUCGGUUGUAAAUAAUUAUUGAAUAGUUGUAGUUACGAGGACGCACCUGAGCUAAAAACACUGCCAUAGGCAAGAUAAUUAAGGAUUCGUAGAAAAGAUAUUAGUAAUUAAGAAAAAUAGUAAGAAAUUGAACUACGAAUUCUUGAAUGUUGGUGAGAAAUAUCUGGGAAAGUAGUAGGUUUAGGGAGAAUUGGUGAAAAUGUCGAGAUAAAUGUGAAAUAAUGUUGUGUCAUGUCAUUACAUUUAAAUAGCAA